UGUUUUUGGGGGAGAGAAGCGCUUUUGAAAGUCCGUUUGUGUGAGUGAGAACGCAAAUUACUGGUUUUGGAGUCUUUCGACCUUGUGGAGAAGAGGCUUUGCCAUAACGGACUUCUUCUUCUUCUUCUUCUUCUUCAGUCUCUUCCUGCAUCAACCCACCAAAGUGGUUCACGGGACAUCUAAGGCUUGGAACUUUGAUAAUUGUGCGGUUCUUCGUCAAAAAAAAAAACAUUUGUGCAUCAUAAUAGUACAAGGUUAACUAGGUGGAAGAACCCCUUUUUUCCGGAGGAUUUGAAUUGGUGUAAAAUGCUUGAAGAAUGGUCUCUUUGAAAUGAUCUCAAUUUCUGGAUUUAGGUUACCCUUGCAUAGGUAACCUAAAUUAUGAAAUGUUGCAGAUGUUUUGAUUGGUGCUAAGCUAAAUCAUAUCUAGAGCAUUGAAAUUUUGUUAUGGAAGUAGCGAGGAGCGAUAGCAAUAGCAAGCCUCGGAGUCAACCCUGCAACUGUUACAAAGCUGCAAUCCUAACUGAAACGAUUUUGGACUCGACCCAGACCUCAAAUUUUAAGGAUCGAUAUGUUCUUGGAGAGCGACUAGGAUGGGGGCAAUUUGGGAUAAUUCGGGCAUGCUCUGAUAAAUUGACUGGUGAUGUGUUAGCUUGCAAAUCUAUUGCUAAAGAUAGAUUGGUGACAAUGGACGAUGUGCGCAGUGUCAAGCUUGAGAUUGAGAUAAUGUCUAAGCUAUCUGGGCACCCAAAUGUUGUUGAUCUCAAGGCAGUUUAUGAGGAUGAGGAUUAUGUGCAUCUUGUAAUGGAGCUUUGUGCAGGUGGAGAGCUUUUUCAUCAGCUUGAGAAGCAUGGAAGGUUUUCUGAGUAUGAGGCUCAAGUUCUUUUUAGGCACUUGAUUCGAGUGGUUACGUAUUGCCAUGAAAAGGGUAUUGUUCAUAGAGAUUUGAAGCCGGAGAACAUCCUCUUGGCAACAAAAUCAUUCUCUUCGCCAAUCAAAUUGGCAGACUUCGGUCUUGCAACCUAUUUUAGACCUGGGAAAAAUUUGCAUGGGACUGUUGGGAGUCCAUUUUAUAUAGCUCCUGAGGUACUGACAGGUGGUUAUAAUCAGGCUGCCGAUGUGUGGAGUGCUGGGGUUAUCCUCUACAUCAUUUUGAGUGGUCUGCCACCCUUUUGGGGAAAGACUAAAUCGAAAAUCUUUGAUGCUGUUAGGGCUGCGGAUCUACAAUUCCCUCCUGAAUUAUGGGAUCGCAUAUCAGCAUCUGCAAAGGACCUUGUCACUGGAAUGCUAUGCGUAGAUCCUUCAAAGAGGCUAACUGCUAAACAAGUUUUGGCUCACUCUUGGAUGAAGGAUUGUACACAAGCAACUCAAGAACCGAACAAACAAGACAGCAUGAGUUGUGGACAACUUGAAGUUGGUUGUGUUUCUUCCUCAACCCCUUCCAUUGCCAGAAGUCGGGAUUAUAGUUUCACUGAUGUAUCACCUGCAACUAUUGAUAGUGAAGGGUUCAAUUCACCAACAUUCACCUGCAGAUCAUCAUUUUCCUCUUUCCUGGCUGACAGUGGCACACCUAGCUCAGUAUUUGGAGGGUUUUCUUUCAGCAGUUGUUGUGAAUCUAAUACAUUAGAGUUCCGAUCCCCAAUUCCCUCAAUGCCUAGCUUUACAUUCUUCAGUCCAAGAUCAGAAGUCAAGCAAGGCAAUGAUGAUUCAUCAGGUUUCACAGCCAAAAUGACAAGGGUGGAUGUCAGUCAUAGAGAUUCUUUGGUAAAGCUGUUUAUGUUGGAUCCUUCACUAUCCAUUAAACACCAGUUAGGAGAAACAGAGCAGAGGACAGAGCUUCGGAGGGGAGGAGGGCCAAACGGUUCCAAGUUUUCAGGCAUCCACAGCAAGAGGAAUCACACAAUUGGACUCGGUGAGCUUGAUCAGCUUGAUCUCAUUGUGACUGAGUCAGUCAUCCGUUGGGCAUCUUGCACGCAUGUUCCUAGUGCCUCAUCUUUGAGAUCAUCCCUUGUUUGCUAGAAGGAAUUAAAAUACAUACCUAUUGCAGCCUAGAUUGUAGUAACCGAUGAAUCAUCAAGGAGCUGAACUCUGGGUGUAUUAGGGCCAGCAUGCUAAUUUGGUGUGAUGGAGAGUGAUGAUGCUUUGUCUGAUUUGGAAGGUUUUUGUAAGUUUUUAGUACACCUACGAAUUAUUGGAGUUUCUAACAAUCAUAUUGUUAUGGAUUGGGAAAACAGUUUUUAAUGUUAUUUAUAGUAACAAAUAAAUUUUCUGGGAA
Camellia sinensis is the source of this 2275-nucleotide messenger RNA. RefSeq names its product phosphoenolpyruvate carboxylase-related kinase 1 (gene PEPKR1). Lineage: Eukaryota; Viridiplantae; Streptophyta; Magnoliopsida; Ericales; Theaceae. The record is from RefSeq and is a predicted model, not a curated record. Gene Ontology annotation, biological process: protein phosphorylation. Gene Ontology annotation, molecular function: ATP binding; protein kinase activity.